Pygocentrus nattereri (red-bellied piranha) is the source of this 2295-nucleotide messenger RNA. RefSeq names its product complement C1q-like protein 2. Bases 80 to 676 code for a protein of 198 amino acids. The transcript is spliced from 3 exons. The record is from RefSeq and is a predicted model, not a curated record. NCBI's taxonomy places the organism in Eukaryota, Metazoa, Chordata, Actinopteri, Characiformes, Serrasalmidae. Gene Ontology annotation, molecular function: protein binding.
CAAUGCGAUUAGAGGAACACUGACUUGCACGUCUACAGUGUUAACAUAAGAACCCACUGAGUUCUCCGCUGAGUGCUCCAUGACGGUGAUGAAGAUCACAGCGAUAAAGAUGAAGCUGUUGAUGCUGGUGUUGGCGGCCCAGCUGCUGAAGGUGAACUCGGUUGAAGAAGAAAACAUUCUUGAAAAAGUUUCUAAAGAAAUAAAUAAGCGCAUUCAGGAGGUGAAAGCAUCAUGCCAAGUGAGGAAAGUGGCAUUCUCUGCGGCUCUGCAGCCUCCUGUUGUUACGAGCAGUGGGUUUGGAAUAAUAGGACCCCAUUCCAACAUUUCCAUCCUCGUACACGGCCACAUCAUCACCAACAUUGGUGAUGCCUACAACCCAGAAACAGGUGUGUUCAUAGCUCCAGUGAAGGGUGUUUAUUUCUUCACCUUCACCACAUAUAGCUGGGCUAAGAAUGCCAACAUUGGGGUGGUUUUGUACCAGAACCAAAAGGAGGUGCUACGGGUUUGGGAGCAUCAGGGCGAGGGGGAUAAUGAAGAUUACGCCACUAACUCAGCCACCCUGGUCCUGCAGCCACUCGACACCGUGAGCCUCCGUCUGCCAAAGGGCUUCCAGGUGGCCGCCAGCUUCGAUGACAACAGACACACCUUCUCUGGAUUUCUGCUCUACCAGCUGUGAGCUGCCAGUGAGGCCUCUCAGCACCUGCAGUCGCUUUCAUCACAACAGAAAUUAAGAAAAAGUACAUUUAAAUCUUAGAAGUCAACAGUUUAAAUCCAAUUGAAAUAAUUGCGUAGUUACAUUCUGUUUGUUUCAACUUCAGGCAUUGAUAAAAAUGUAUGGAAAAUGUAAUGGAUGGUCCUGCAUUCUGCAAAAUAAGACCGAACACAACGUUUCAUUAAAUUCAAAAAUCAAAAUAUGCCAUGAAUGUGUCUGAAUGUAAUACCAAAAUGGUGUGGACUUGAAAUUAUAGACUCUGCAGUUGAUCCCAGAAACUAUGAGUGAUAAAUAAGCUUUCACCAGCUUUUAUUCUCGCUGGUAAAAACUUGUAAGGUUUAUAAUAGUGGGCCUGCUCAGUAUCAAAAUGUAUGUAUAUUGCUUUGUCAAUGAAAAAAAUAUAAAAGGUCCUUGGUCAUGUUAUUAUAUUUACAUUUAUGGCAUUUUGCAGACACUCUUAUCCAGAGCAACUUACAAUUUACAUUUACAUAGGUAAACGUGGUUCACCUUGAAGUGCUGCUUCUGCUCAAGUACAGUGAAGAUGUCAAUUGAGUGAACUGUAAUCUAAAAGCAGUCAGUAUGAAGGCACACAUACUGUAAAAGAAAAGGAUGUUAUGUUUUUUAAUGGAUUAUUUUUCUGUAUAAUUUAAACAUUUUUCCAUGUCUGAUUUUACUGUCACUUUUCCAUAUUUCCAAGCACUUGGAAUUUCCAUGAUGAUACAUUCAAAUAACUAUAUGAUAAUGUAUGGUAAAAUAUCAACUUAGACAUGUAGCUACAGCAUUGACCAUUAGCUGUUAAGUAGCUGUUAAGUUACCAAAUAUUCUAGCAUAACAUGAUUCUUUUUCUGCAUUUUACUUACUAUUUACAGCAAUGUUAACUACUUUAACACCUUAAAAUCUCAGGUGUAUUACAGGCUAAGGCUUAUUAUUCAGCUACUACACAGACUACAAUGCAAAUUAGUGUUAGCAUGUGCUACAGUUUCCCACAAAUGUUCGUUUGGCCUAUAAGCAAGACAAGAAAGGGGUACAAGUGUAUAAAAGCCAGGUAGCUACAUCAGCUAAUGUUAAAUAACAGUAGCUAGUUAGCCACAGGGCUGCCAACUCUCAUGCCCUUGCUGUGAGACUCACGCAUUUAUGUUGCUAGUACAAUGUUAACUUCCAUUACCAAUGGGAACUCCCGUGUAAUACUAGCAUCAAGCUAAUUGCAUCUGUUUCCAUUUUUACUCUGCUCUACUUAAACAUGGACAAUUAAAGCUUGUAACAGGCAUUUAAGUAACAUCAUCUCACUUUGCUUUUAGGAGUUUUACAGUCCCUCUAGAGUCUGGCUGAAGGGUAGUACUAUUCACAGACUGCAGAUGAGUGCUUGUUGUGUUCGGUGAUUAGCCAGUGACCAAGCAUUUAACCCUUACCCUUGACCAUUUUGGCAAUUUGUAAGAUGGUAGUACAAAAAUUGAGGGACCAGAAUGCAACUGCUGCAGUGUUUAAGGUUGAACGGAACCAGAAUGUAACUUUCAGAGCAUUUAAGGGGGGAUGGAAAAUGUGAAAAAGGCAGUUUUCAAUUAAAGACAGACAUUUAAAGCUUC